Molecule: messenger RNA, 1576 nt
Organism: Anopheles bellator
Lineage: Eukaryota; Metazoa; Arthropoda; Insecta; Diptera; Culicidae
Gene: geko
Exons: 3
Coding region: 121-714 (197 amino acids)
Source: RefSeq, a predicted model, not a curated record
GCGUGCUCUGUGAGUUCAGAGCUUCGGCCAGUCAAUCGAAACCGACCGGCUGAAAGUGUGGACGUUGUAGUGUGGUGCUGGCGUGGUUUGUUUACCGAUACCGAGAGGCUGUGCAGCAUCAUGGAGGUGGCGUGGCGUUUCCGGGUCAUCUUCGUGAUGGCGUUUGUGGUGAUCAUUUUCGGCGAUCUGCUCGGUUACGGUGGUGCGCGGAAGGAACCGAAAGACAAAGCCCUGCUCUCGGGCAUCACCGAGGUCGAGGCGAACGGCGCGGAAAUGCUGCCGAGUGGAAAGGAUGCACCGGGCACAAGGCCACGGACAACGGCGCCCUCGAACGCAAUCGGAAGCCUUGAGAGUGAGUUCGAGGAGGACACGGCGGGCCUGUCGACGGCGGAGCUGUUGGCGCGCAGGGAGAAGCUCAAACACUCGCUCCGGGAAGCGUGUCUACCGAAGCUGCUGUGUGAGAUGGCGGCCAAGCCGAACUACUCCUUGAACGUCCGGGAGCGGGAUCUACUCUCGCUGAUGAGGUCUACCACCUUAUCGCUGACGAUGGCUAUGAGUCCGACGAAAUGGCAUUUCGCCGCUCACAUGGGUCAACUGCUACGGGACGCCGGAGACGCACUGGUGACACCGAUCGGAUGCUCUCACCUGUGGCCGAGCUGUCCGUACAGCUCGAAGAAGCUGCUCAAACUGACCAACGUAGUGCAGCUGAAGUAGUAUCCCCCGUGCGAAGUGGGUGCGGUGUGUGAUCAAGUGUUGCAGCAACAAUGGCAACAAUGGCAGCGUGUGAUUGCGAUACGUCGAAAGUGAGUUGUGAAAGUGAGAAGUGAAUUUCGAUGCCACUAUUGGAAGCGAUACUACUAUUUAAGAACACCCUAGGACAUGACCCCGAAUCGACGAAUGGGAGAUUGGAAAAAACGCCUUCGUUUAGUACGUUAGGAUUCUGUUCCAUUAUUUGUUGCGAGUAGAGGAAACGUUAUACAUUGCCCAUGUAUGUUCUGGCAUUUUCAUGGCGUGCGUUAAAUUCCAUCAGCUUCUGAAGCGUUCCCCACCCAAUAACCGUUUCGCGAUAAUUCGAUUCCGGUGGUCGCGGCCCCGGACGCGAUGCUAACAAUCAAGGGGAAGGCCAAUGGGGCAAUGAUUGUUAAGCAGUUCGAUGAACCGCGAAAUGUGAUCGAUAAACGUUGUCAAGUGUGAAAUUAUGGCAACACUGUAAUAAAUCUAGUGUAGAUAGGUAGGGGUAGGAAUAAAGUAGCGACCAGAGAGGACCGCAGUCACCAUGAUGGCUUUAGUCGUAGACCCGGGGGAAAAUUCGCAAAAGUCGAGCCACAAAGAAAUGUAAAUAAUCGGCGGCGCAUGAAGGUGAAGUUAAACAUCAGAUUUUUAACUCAAAAAUUAACAAACAAACUAGUAGCAGAGCCAAAACGUUCGGCUUAGUAUUAUGGUUUAGUGUAAGGUUUUGUACUUCUUUAGCUAUAACGUGAAACCCAAUCCGUUUGGUCAUUUCUGUUAUCCAGAAACGUUCGAAAGACUUACUAGCUGAAGCAAUUUGUUUCCAAAUUAAAGUACUACAAUAAUA